This is a messenger RNA of Lutzomyia longipalpis, 4313 nucleotides long. RefSeq names its product microtubule-associated protein RP/EB family member 1 (gene Eb1). The transcript is spliced from 8 exons. Lineage: Eukaryota; Metazoa; Arthropoda; Insecta; Diptera; Psychodidae. Gene Ontology annotation, biological process: protein localization to microtubule plus-end; spindle assembly; regulation of microtubule polymerization or depolymerization. Gene Ontology annotation, cellular component: cytoplasmic microtubule; spindle midzone; microtubule organizing center. Gene Ontology annotation, molecular function: microtubule plus-end binding. The coding region runs from base 119 to 970 and encodes 283 amino acids. The record is from RefSeq and is a predicted model, not a curated record.
ACUUCCACUUCACCUCAGUCGACGAUGCAAAAGAAUUUAUUGAUGGGUAUUUGUCACGUCUUGGUGGAAGUGAGUUUUUUCUCUUGUGAAAUAAUUCGCCACUGAAAAAGAGGAAAUCAUGGCUGUAAAUGUAUAUUCGACAAAUGUAACAACAGAGAAUCUUUCUCGCCAUGACAUGCUCUCCUGGGUCAACGAUUGUCUCAAUGCUCAUUUUACGAAGAUCGAGGAACUCUGUACAGGAGCUGCCUAUUGCCAAUACAUGGAUAUGCUCUUUCCUGGCUCAGUACCCAUGAAGAGGGUUAAAUUUCGUACAAAUCUCGAACAUGAAUACAUCCAGAACUUUAAAAUUCUCCAGGCAGCCUUCAAGAAGAUGAGUGUGGAUAAGAUAAUCCCCAUUGAUAGAUUAGUAAAGGGUCGUUUCCAAGAUAAUUUUGAAUUUUUGCAAUGGUUCAAGAAAUUUUUCGAUGCAAAUUAUGAUGGAAAAGAUUACAAUGCACUACUGGCGCGUGAAAAUUUGCCGAUGGGAAUGGGAUCGGCGGCCUCGUCGAAAAGCGCCUUGGCCGGUCCGAAGAGAACCAUUCCCGCAGCGGCACCCCCAGCUCGCGUUCCGGCCAAACCCAUUUCCAAAGCGCCAACGAGACCAGCCGCUGUACCCGGACACCGUGUUUCGAAUCAAACACCUCCAAAGAAACAAGACUCCAUCGGGAACCAUCAAUCUGGGCCGGUGACAAAUCAGCAAAUUGAAGAGCUCUCCAAUCAAGUAAUGGAUAUGAGAAUCAAUUUGGAGGGUUUGGAGAAGGAGAGAGAUUUUUAUUUUGCUAAAUUACGAGAUAUUGAGAUUCUAUGUCAAGAUGCCGACGAAGCGGAACCACAACCAAUAGUACAAAAAAUUCUGGAUAUUCUCUAUGCGACCGAGGAUGGUUUUGCUCCUCCGGAUGAAUUGACACCCCCGGAUCAGGAGGAAUACUAAAAGAGAGAAGAAGAAAAGAAAAUGAUUUACAAUAGAGAGGGUAUCAUGGUUAUGUGGAGCAUCAUUUUUGGGAGGAAAGCAAUUUGCUGUGGAUUGAUUAAUUUUGUAUGAAGAAAAGAAAAAUUCUGUAGGCCAUUAUUUAAUGUCUAGUAAUUAUUCUUACAAUUUUUCAUCAUGUUUUUUUUUCUUUGUGUACGGAAUAAGCUCUUGAAGACAUCUUUGAAGUAUUUUUGUCAAAUAUUUUUCACAAUUAAUUCAUUUUGAGAAAGAAAGAAAACAACUGAAAAUGUAUAUGAGACUUUUUGGUAAACAUUAUAUUCCAUUUAUGAUUUUUUUUUAAAUUAUCCUCUAGUAGGUUUUUUUUGUGCUAAUGGGAUUGUUAAUUUCUCUCUAUGAGAUAAUAUUUUUUUUUGUAGAAUGUAACGAGAAAAAAAAUCACUCAAUGUCCAGUUCCUUACCAUGAUGAAUUAGAGAAAAGAAGAAAGAAAAAAUUAUCAAUUUUCUGACUUAAUCAUUUUAAUCAAAGAAGAGCAUUAAAAAUAUCAUUUUAUGGCACAUUUUAGACGGAGAUGCACAGAAGAUUAUGCAAAAAGAGAGGAGAAGAAAAGCAAUUUGUGUGUCUCAAAGUUUCAAAAUAUGAGCGAUAUUGUGAAGAUUAAUAUUGUCGACAAUUUGAUCUAAGUUUUAUUUUGGAGUUUUGAACAAUUUCUUAGUUGUUUUAGUGAAGAAAAUUAAGUAAAAUAGAUUUUAGAUAAAGUUUUAGAGCUCAAAUGAAUGUGAAGAAAAAUCAUCAGCUAAUUUUCUCGGUAGAUUCCCUUUUCAAACACUUCAUACAAAAGUUUUUUUUUUAGAUCAAUGCCUUACGUACUUUUUUCAAAACUUAUAUAGCUGUUUGCUUUCUUUGCCUUUAGUCUUCAUUGAUUUACAUUUAAUUUUACGUUCAAAAUGAGACAUUUAAAAAGAAAUGGAGAGAAAUAUUUUGAGUUUAAAAAAAAAUGAUGAAAACUCCGCAUCGUGAUCUCGAGGAAAACUAAUAUAAAGAAAAAUUAUAAUCUAGAAAAAAAAGCCAAUAAAAAACAAAAGGAGGAUAUUCAAGCAUAUAUUGGAGCUGCCCUGGUUUGAGGAAAGAAUUUUGACUCACAUGAUCUUUUAUAGAAUUAAAACUGAAUAAGAAAUCGUCAUGCAAAAAUAUGCGUCAAUAUUGCCCACUUUGUCUCUUUAACCCUUUAAGGUUUUUUGGGUCAUACGCUUACCCAAACGUGAAACAUUUAAUUUUUUUCAAUUAUUUAUGAAUGUAAUUGUUUUUCCAUCUUACAAAUGCAUCAAAUUCACGCAUAAGGGGUCAAAGAAGACGUUCUGAGUGAGAAAAGUCCUCUAAAAAAAAUUCAUAGAAUAAAAAUCGCGAUAAAAGAGCGCAUGUUUCAAUGUUUUUAUGUUUCACGUUGGACGUUAAAGGGUUAAAUGUUUUGAAACAUUCGUUGCAAUGUUUCUUUGACUAAUUUAUCGCUGUGAAACAUUAACGCGAGUGUUUUGAAACAUUUAAAAAUACAUGGGUAAUCUUUGCUGGAUUUUGGAAAAUAAGGAAUAGUCAGGUAAUUUUGAAAUUUCGACGUAUUUCAAGAACGAUUUUGUAGCCAAUUUUUUAACAAAAAUUAAAUUUUGGUGCAUUCCUGUUCAAUGUUGAUGAGAAUUUAACCUUUUCCUCUCCACGAAAAAUAUUGAAACAUAAGCUCUUUUAGCACAAUAUUUAUUCUUUGGAUACUCAAAGAGAACAUUUCUCAGUUAGAACGUUUUCUUUUGCUUCUUUUGUGAGAAUUUAAUGCAUUUCUAAGUUGGAAAAAUAAUUAAAUUCAUUCGAAUUGGAGAAAGUAAAAUGUUUUACGUUUGGGAAUAAACUGUCCUCUUGAAAAUUAUUUUAAAUUCUCACAUUUUGGUUAUUUUGAUUCUUUAGAGUUUCUUGGCGAUUUCUUAUUAUUUUUAUUGAUUCUCUAAAAGAUAAUGCAGGUGAAAAUUGUUCCUCAAACUAAGACAAUUCUAUAAUAUGCCUGAAUAGCAUUCUUUUGCAAGCCACUAGACCUAAAACGGAAAUAUGUUUAUUUGGUUUUUCAUUAGAAAAUCAUUUUUCAAUUUAAACUUUAACUUUAUUCUAUGAAGACUUUUAAUCACCUACUUAUGUUAAAAAUCAAGUGAAUUAGUUUGAGUUCAGAAAGGGCAUAGAUAGGCCUAAAGAUAUAAAUAUAACAACACGUUAUUAGUUAAAUAAUUUAACAAAUUGAUUUUCUUUCAAAAUAAUUAAUGAAUUAUUGAUGAAUUUAAUACAAAAAAUAAAACUAAAAUAUUAAAUAAAAUGCCUUUUUUGAACUUUACUAUUCAUUUUAUUAAUAUCUGUUUUUUUCUGCAUGAAAAAUGGCCUAAUUUAGUUUAUCAAUAUAAUACAUUAAUUAAUCUUAAGUUUAUGCUGAAAUUUAUGUAUUUUUUUUCUUCAUUUAUGUAAUAUUUCCAUUUCCCUGUGUGGAUGUUUUCAUCAACAAGUCAGAAUUCAUAGAAAUUAUUCAAAAGAAUACUCAAUUUUGGAAAAUAUUAAUGCAUGACAUUUUUUUCUUAAAUUAAUAAAAAAAAUUAAAUAUUUUUGAUCUUUGAGUGAUAUAAAAAUAUAAAACUCCUGUAAAUUGCUCCGCAGGACACACCUCACCUAGACCCCCCAGUGAGUUGCAUGAUAUAGCGCGUGGCAUGUUAAAAGAAAUUUAUCUACAAUUAUAAAUUACAUUUUUGUCGACAAGUAAUGCGUCAACAAUCGCUCAAGUGUGCUUUUAUAUAAAAGUAAAAGAAAAAAAAGUCUUUAAUGAGGAAAAAACUCAUUUUUAUUUUAAAAUAAUGUAUCGAAAACUUAUGAAUUUAGCCAUGCAUCAUAGUUUUGCACUCUACUUCCCCUUGCAUCAAAAUGAUUUAUACAUAAAUAAUAUUUUUUAGGUAUUUUCUCUUUUAAUUAUUACAUAAAAUAUCUCUUUUUAUAUUCAGCAAUUUGCAAUAUAUUGAGCGAGUCGAGAGUCUUCACACAUUCUUCCGGGCAUAAAUGCAUUUUUUCUGUAUUCUCAAUUUUUUUUGUAUUUUAAUUUAUUAACUCACAAAUGUGGAGACUGGUGAAGACAUAAAAUCGGUGAAUGGUUUUAAAAUUAAUAAAAAAAAAAUGCAGAAUUAACAAAAUUAAAGAAAAUUAUAUGGAGGAAAAGUUCUGAAGAUGAGAUGAGAAAAAAAGGAUAUCUUGCUAAUUUUUUAAUGCUACUGUAUUGCAAUUGUAUAAAAAAAAUAUUACAGUUUAUUAAAUUAUUAUGUAAUACAGCGA